UGGUUGUCAGACAGCUCAGCUGGGAUCAGUGGACCCCUCCAACACUCUUGGGGACAGUCAAGUAGCUCCAGCUCUAGCCCAGAGACCAGGAAAGAGCUCAGGGUCUCCAGGUUGUGCUCCUGAGAGGAGGAUGCUCUGCGGUUCCCCCAUCCACUGCACUCUGCUGGCUUUUGUCAUUUACAGUUUAGUUUUCCAAGGUCAUCAGGGGCACUCAGAUCCAUUCCAAGUCACUGGACCCCCUGACCCCAUCACCGUGGCCAAGGGUGAGAACGUGGUGCUGCCCUGCGGCUUCUCCCCAGAGCAGGAUGCACAGGACACGGAGGUGAUCUGGUUUCGGGAGCAGUUCUCGCCCUUUGUGCAUCGCUUCAAGGAGGGCCAGGACCAGUAUGGGGAGCAGAUGCUUCAGUACCAAGGGCGCACUGAGCUGCGGAAGGACGGCCUUGCCAAGGGCAGCGCAGACUUGAAGAUUUUCCAUGUCCAACCAUCUGACACAGGGACUUUCACCUGCUUUGUUCGCCGUGGCUCAGAUUAUGACGAGGCUCAGGUGGAGCUCAAGGUGACAGGUCUGUAGUUUGUGUCCCUGGUACCUCUGAUUUACUUGCUCAUGGUCAGUGCUCUUGUUCCCUGUCCUUGUGCCCAGAAACAGUUUCAGGGGGUUGCUUUGGAAAUAGGGUGUUAUUAAGUCCCACUGUUGAAAAUACCAGGAAUGUUUCAUGGAGUUAGAACUGCCCACCGAGCAGCCAUAAGGAGCUCGUAAGGUGCUUCCUCCUUUGUCGCGGUCGAGGCGGGGAGGCGACAUGGGUUUCAGGAUACCAGCAGCUUUUUUAUUGCAACAGUAUAGCUACCUUUAUACAGUUCUGGGGUGACACAUGUACACACAGCAUUGGUUUACCACUUCAUAACAACUCAUGAUUGGACAUACAGCCACAUGUCCUAACACAAUAGGCUAACAUUCCUCACAGGAAACCCACUGUGUCACAGUCCCCACUGUCCGUGGUUAACUCUCUGCCAGGUGUAAGAAGUUCCAUCUUCAGGAUUUCAGUAUACUGAGAGCCCAGAACCAGCUGGGCUCCCCAACAAUUCCCCCUCUUUUGUAUUAUAGAAAAUUGCCAGCAUCAGCUAAUACAGGGCCCUUGCACUAGUGACAUGGCAAUAGCAAUAAUACAAUACAAUUACACACAUAGGCAAAGAAUUAACCAGUCCUCCUUUCAUCAGUCCACAAGAAUGUAUUCCUUCUUCUCAGUGCUGAAUGUCUAUCAAUGAGUUGUCCAUGUAGUUGUGCGUGUACAACAGGCAGGUAGAAAGCAGACUGUUGGAGGAUAAGAAUAUUGCUCCUCAAAAGCUAGCUGAACAAACAAGUAUCCUCCCCCCUCCUUUUUUUUUCCUUUUUUCUUUUUUUUUUUAAUUUUUUUUCUAUUUUUCUCUUUUUCUCUUUUUUUUUCUUUUUUCUAUUUUUUCUAUUUUUUUUUUAUUUGUAGUUUUUGACUUCUUAAAGUCUUUCAGUGCUUCAAAAAGCAGGUGUCAGGAAGUUAAUAACUCCAUGACUUUCCUGAAAGCAACUUUAGAAGUCCUGGUACCCGUGAUCUCUGCUCCAAAUUAGCAUUUUUGCAGGAGCAGGGCACCUAGCUUGAUUCCAUGUUUCUCUUUAGCAGUAACUGCCACUCGGGACGACAGAGUCAUCCUCUUUAGAUAACAUGGAACUUAUUAUACUCCGGUGGUUCACCUGUUCUAGACAGGUGUCUCCAAAAGAUCUGGGCUGGCCCCCUGCGACUUUUUUGUCGCUUUUAAAACUACACCGGAGUUCCCGCCUCCAACAGCUCUCUCGGAGCUGUCUCUCUCCGUCCUUGUUCAGGACGUGAAAACCUUCUAGAUUGCUUCAGGAGGUAUUAAAAUAAGUUACAAGCAGAGCAAUAAUAAAGCGAAGCUGAACGGUAGCUGAAAUGUUGCCUUUGAGCAGCUCAGAGCUGAUAAACGCUGGUUGCCAGGAUACGAAGAAUUCGCAACAUGCCGAGCCACGUGGAGGAGGGGGGCAAGCAGCGGUUUGCUUGCCAGGCGGCUGCAGGAGUUACAAAGCCGGGUCCGCUUGGAACAAACAGCACUGCUGAGUCAGGGCACAUUCAGGGCACGGCCUCAGCUACUCCACGCACAGUCAGGGGCGUCCGGUGAUAGCGGGGGGAUGCGAACCGGGCACGGAGCGGGCUGGGGCGCUGCGCACAGCCGAGAUGUCAGGAG
Messenger RNA from Myiozetetes cayanensis, 2232 nucleotides. Its product is annotated as myelin-oligodendrocyte glycoprotein-like. Bases 131 to 571 code for a protein of 146 amino acids. The record is from RefSeq and is a predicted model, not a curated record. The transcript has 3 exons. Lineage: Eukaryota; Metazoa; Chordata; Aves; Passeriformes; Tyrannidae.